UUUUUUUUUUUUUUUUCUUGAAUGGCUGUUACUAGUAUUAUCCAGUGUCAAAUCCUCAACGCAUUUUCUUUCAACAAAAAUCAAAAUCAAAUUAAGAAAUUAUCAUUAGCCAAAUUAUCUCCAACGCAACUUCUUGUAAACCAAAAGCGUUUCCCGCAAACUAAACUUGAAGCACUUGCCAACGUUGUCGAUGACCUUGAAGCCGCUGUCAAAAAUGGCAUACAGAUCGAUGAUCCCAGUAUGUUUUCUUCAUUGCUUGAAACUUGCUUCCGUUUGGAAGCUGUUGAACAAGGUAUCCGAAUUCACCGCUUAAUACCAAAAACACUUCUACGCAGAAACGUGGGUGUUUCAUCAAAGCUUCUUAGAUUGUACUCGUCUAAUGGUUAUAUCGAAGAAGCCCACCAAGUGUUCGACUAUAUGUUUGACAGAAACUCAUCUGCUUUUGCUUGGAAUUCACUUAUAUCAGGCUAUACCGAAAUGGGAUUGUACGAAGACGCAUUGGCUUUGUAUUUUCAAAUGGUGGAAGAGGGUGUAGACCCAGAUGGGUUCACGUUUCCUCGUGUGCUCAAAGCUUGCGGUGGCAUGGGGUUGAUUCACAUCGGUCAGCAAGUUCACCGUGAGAUUAUUCGUUGUGGGUAUGUGAACGAUGGAUUUGUGCUUAACGGGUUGGUUGACAUGUACGCUAAAUGUGGUGACAUUGUGAAAGCACGUAAAGUGUUCGAUAAAAUUCCUUCAAAAGAUCUAGUUUCUUGGAACUCGAUGCUUACAGGGUACGUGAAACACCAACUCUUAUUCGACGCUUUGGUCAUAUUUCGAUUCAUGAUACAAGACGGGUACGAGCCAGACUCCAUUUCAAUUUCCACAAUCCUCACAACUGAUCUGUCACAAAAACUCGUAUCCCAAAUUCACGGAUGGGUUAUUCGUAAGGGAACAGAAUGGCAUCUACCAAUCGCCAAUUCUCUGAUUCUUGUCUACUCAAAUCAUGGGAAGUUGGAUUUAGCACGAUGGGUGUUCGAUGAAAUGCCUGAAAGAGAUUUGGUUUCAUGGAACACCAUAAUUUCAGUACACAAAAACCACCGAAAUGCCCUUUCAUACUUCAAUCAUUGGUGA
This is a messenger RNA of Lactuca saligna, 1110 nucleotides long. NCBI's taxonomy places the organism in Eukaryota, Viridiplantae, Streptophyta, Magnoliopsida, Asterales, Asteraceae. The record is from the annotation of a GenBank genome assembly.